This is a messenger RNA of Stegastes partitus (bicolor damselfish), 1888 nucleotides long. RefSeq names its product glutaminyl-tRNA amidotransferase subunit QRSL1 (gene qrsl1). Gene Ontology annotation, biological process: glutaminyl-tRNAGln biosynthesis via transamidation; mitochondrial translation. The record is from RefSeq and is a predicted model, not a curated record. Bases 61 to 1626 code for a protein of 521 amino acids. Gene Ontology annotation, molecular function: glutaminyl-tRNA synthase (glutamine-hydrolyzing) activity. Gene Ontology annotation, cellular component: glutamyl-tRNA(Gln) amidotransferase complex; mitochondrion. The transcript has 11 exons. Lineage: Eukaryota; Metazoa; Chordata; Actinopteri; Pomacentridae.
CUGCUGCACACUCCGAAGGUUGUUGAUAAUUUGAAAGGUUGCCUCUAAAGUACAGCAAACAUGCUCAGCCUGACUUUAAAGGAGGUGUCUUUGGCACUCAGGGAGGGAAGAAUCUCCCCCACAGAGCUCUGCAAGAAGUGUCUGAAUCGCAUCAAGAAAACACAGCAUCUGAACGCUUACAUCACUGUGACAGAGGAGUUAGCACUGAAGCAGGCUCAGCAGUCAGAAACCAGGCUACUGCAAGGUGUCCCUAAAGGUCCUUUGGAUGGAAUCCCUUUUGCUGUCAAGGACAACUUCUGCACCAAGGAUAUCAAGACAACUUGUGCCUCCAAGAUGCUUAAAGACUACACUCCACCAUACAAUGCCACAAUGGUCCAGAAGCUCCUUGACCAAGGGGCCAUUCUGAUGGGGAAGACUAACAUGGAUGAGUUUGCAAUGGGUGCGGGCAGCACCGAUGGGACUUUCGGUCCAGUAAAGAACCCCUGGAGCUAUGCUGCUCCCUACAGAGAGCAGACGGGGGCAGUGCAGGACUCUGACUGGGUCAUCACUGGAGGAAGUUCAGGUGGAAGCGCUGCAGCUGUGGCCUCGCUCACCAGCUACCUGGCUCUGGGCUCAGACACAGGUGGUUCCACCCGUAACCCAGGAGCAUUGUGUGGUGUUGUGGCUCUAAAACCCACUUACGGUCUGCUGUCCAGACAUGGUCUCAUCCCCCUGGUUAACUCCAUGGAUGUCCCUGGUAUACUGACACGCAGUGUCAAUGAUGCGGCCAUUGCCUUAGGUAUCCUCCAAGGUCUUGAUGUUAGAGAUUCAACAACAGUUCCUGCCCCCUCAUCACUAGCAGAGCUUCCUGAAAACUUUGAUGUCAAGAACAUCUGCGUAGGCAUCCCUAAGGAGUACCAUGCCCCAGGGCUGUCUGAGGAGACUCUAGCACAGUGGAGUCGUGUUGCUGACUUGUUUGAGAGGGCAGGUGCACAGGUGAAGCAAGUGUCACUACCCCACACCCAGUACUCCAUUGUGUGCUACCACGUCCUGUGCCACGCUGAAGUGGCGUCUAACAUGGCCCGUUUUGACGGUCUAGAAUACGGUCACCGUAGUGAGACUGACAGCUCAACAGAGGCAAUGUAUGCCUCAACCCGACAUGAAGGCUUUAACGAUGUAGUCAGAGGGAGGAUACUGUCUGGGAACUACUUUCUGCUAAAACAGAACUACCAGCACUACUUUGUGAAAGCCCAAAAAGUCCGCCGGCUUAUAGCAGACGAUUUCAGGAACGUGUUCAGCUCAGGUGUUGAUGUGCUGCUGACACCCACCACACUGGCUGACGCAGCCUGUUACCAAGACUUCACACAGGAAGACAACCGAACACGUAGUGCACAGGAAGACGUCUUCACCCAGCCUUCCAACAUGGCAGGUCUCCCAGCUGUCUCUGUGCCUACGGCAUUAUCAAGACGGGGCCUUCCCAUUGGCUUACAGCUCGUAGGCCCUGCCCUCCACGACAAGAAGCUGCUCAGUGUCGCCCAAUGGAUGGAGCAGAGGGUUGGGUUUCCCUCCAUCAGUGACUCUGAUUACUCCAGAGAGAGCAGGAAUGACCCACGAAUGACCAAAAGGGAGCAGACUUCAGCUGUAUGAGGACAACUGUGGAUAUAAGGAACCAAGUGUUAACAAAGUUACACCAUGGACUUCAAGUGUAAUAAAGAUGAAUCGGGGGGUCCAUGUGACAUUGAUGGCAAAAAAAAAACCUAAUUAUGACAUUUUAAAAAAACCUCAUUGUUGUAUAACAUGCAUCAUGUAAUGAAUGGAGAGACAUGGUGAUUAACAUGUCACGUCCCACUGCAUAUGUUGACUUACUAUGUUGCCAUUAAAUAUUUGCAGCUUGCGCUAUUUGAUUUCA